Morus notabilis is the source of this 1099-nucleotide messenger RNA. RefSeq names its product thioredoxin-like 2, chloroplastic. Bases 205 to 846 code for a protein of 213 amino acids. The record is from RefSeq and is a predicted model, not a curated record. The transcript has 4 exons. NCBI's taxonomy places the organism in Eukaryota, Viridiplantae, Streptophyta, Magnoliopsida, Rosales, Moraceae. Gene Ontology annotation, biological process: cell redox homeostasis.
UCUGGUUCACAUGCGAGUGCGAGGUCAUUCCCAUUCCAUUUGCUUCUUCUCUUCUCCUCCUUCAAACGACCAUCGAAGCUUUUCCAUUCCAUGGCCUCUCGCGUGUCCUGUUGACCUCUUAUCUCAUACAUGUAGCUAAGAUUUUUCUUCAAACUUGACGAGAGAGAGAGAAAAAAAAAUAAUAAAAUAAAAAAGAAGCUAUAAAUGGCAGAUGUGUUUCGAUUACCACUCCACUCGCUUCGCUUCUCUUCCUCUGUGCUCACCUCCUUCGCCUCUUCCUUCAAUUCCCUCCAACCGGCUCUCCCUCUCAACGAUAAGAGACUUCAUCCUCUUUCCUAUUCCUCCUCUUCUUCUUCUGUUGCUCGCCUAGCUUUCAGACGCAGAGACCACUUGCUCUCUUUCAAGGUGCAGGCAACUAUUGCUGAAACGGACCAACCAAAAUGGUGGGAAAAGAAUGCACCAAAUAUGAUUGACAUUCAUUCUACUCAAGAGUUUUUGAGUGCUUUAAAAGAGGCUGGAGAUAGAUUAGUUAUCGUAGAGUUUUAUGGGACCUGGUGUGCUUCUUGCAGGGCUUUAUUUCCCAAGCUCUGUAGAACAGCUGAAGACCGCCCUGAGAUUGUAUUCCUUAAAGUUAAUUUUGACGAGAAUAAGCCAAUGUGCAAAAGUCUGAAUGUGAAGGUGCUUCCUUAUUUCCAUUUCUAUCGUGGAGCUGAUGGACAGUUGGAAUCCUUUUCGUGUUCACUCGCUAAGUUUCAGAAAUUAAAGGAUGCCAUUGAAACACACAACACAGCUCGUUGCAGCAUCGGGCCGCCCAAGGGAGUCGGAGAUCUUCCGCUGGAACCUUAAUUAGCUGCAAAGGAUAAAUCAAAAGAAUCUCCUUCAGCAUAGUUAAUCUCCCAGUCUACCUAUUCUACAAACCGAAGUGAAUUUGCAUAGCAUUUAAUUAUCUUUGUAAAUUUGGAUUUGUAUGCCUAAAAUUAUAUCCUGUCCCCAUUCUUUGCAAAUCUUAGCUUCAAUAUUUUGUGUCCCCCAAAAUUAGUGGCUAUGAAAUUAAAAUUCUUUAGUUCUUAAUAUGUAUUUGAAUGAUACAUUUUCUCUC